Molecule: messenger RNA, 795 nt
Organism: Neocloeon triangulifer
Lineage: Eukaryota; Metazoa; Arthropoda; Insecta; Ephemeroptera; Baetidae
Product: proteasome subunit beta type-2-like
Exons: 4
Coding region: 93-719 (208 amino acids)
Biological process (GO): proteasomal protein catabolic process
Cellular component (GO): nucleus; proteasome core complex, beta-subunit complex; cytosol
Molecular function (GO): peptidase activity
Source: RefSeq, a predicted model, not a curated record
UGGCAACGCUGCAACCGUGACAAAACAUUAUUUGUCGGCAAAUUGUCCGGUGUUGAUUUUUGAGUUUUCCUGUGAAAAAGUCGGCAAUUAAAAUGGAAUGCCUGAUCGGAAUCGCGUUCAAAGACUACGUCUUGAUCGCCGCCGACAUGACCAACGCCCACAGUAUCAUGGUCAUGAAGAGUGACGAGUCGAAGAUCUUCAAGUUGUCGUCGCAGGUGGUGAUGGCCGUGUCCGGGGAGAGCGGCGACACGACCCAGUUCGCCGAGUACAUCGCCAAAAACAUGCAGCUCUACAAAAUGAGAAACAGCUACGAACUGUCGCCGUCGUCCAUCGCCAAGUACACUCGCAAGAACCUUGCAGACUACCUUCGAUCCAGGAGCCCGUACAUGGUGAAUCUGUUGAUGGGCGGGUACGACAAGGACGAGGGCGCGCAGCUCUACUUCAUGGACUACCUGGCCUCGAUGGUCAAAGUGCCCUUCGCCGCCCACGGCUACGGCGGCUACUUCUCCCUCAGCAUCAUGGACAGACUGUACAGGCCCGACCUGCCGAAGGAGGAGGGCUACAAAGUGAUGGUUGAAUGUGUGAAGGAGGUGCACAGGCGUCUGAUCGUCAAUCUGCCCAACUUCAAAGUGCAAAUGAUCGAUGCUAAUGGUAUCACUGACCUCCCCAUCAUCUCGGCAAAGGAACUGGCCAGAAAUUCCUCGCCUGACGACCACUGAUUCGUAAUUUCGUUAUUAAUGUAUCCAAUUUUGUUUUAAGUUCCAUUUCGAAUAAAUAAAUAAGUUUCCAAAUGAA